CGUAUAACACUUCUUGCCCCCUUCGUUCGUUUUCCCCUAUUUAAACCAGUCGCCCUCACACGUGAACACAUUCUCUACCUCUGGAACUUUCCACCUGUCAUCUCCCCACUCGGCUCAGUCAUAUCCACCACCUAUCCCACCGACUCAUCAUAUCCAUCUGUCAAACUCCUACGAUACCGGUAUCCAAGUCCCAUCGGCCCAUCUCACCCACGUCCAUUUGCCAAAGAAGAAAAAAUGUCAGCUCAACACUACUACGGCGGCGGCGGAAGCCAAAGCGGCCAAAACCAGAGCGGCUACCCCCCGCAGAGCGGCUACCCCCCGCAGAGCGGCUACCCUGCCCAAGCCCAGUAUAGCCACCAUCAACAACAACCAUCCCCCGGAGCCGGCUACCCCCCCCAGCCGCAGUACACCCAGCAGCAACACCACCCGCAAGCCUACCCCCCUCAGCCGACCUACGGCUCGCCGGCCCCUUCCACCUCCCACCUCUCGCCAUACCCAACACCACAAACAGCCCCUAACCCGACCGCCCGGCCCUCAAGCGCCCAAUCCCACCACUCCUCCUCCUCCUACUCCUCUCAACAGCACCAGCAACAGCAACAGCAACAGCAACAGCAGCCCCAGGGCAACGACCACCAAACCCGCACACCAGACCACCAAGGCCCUCCCGGCUCCGACGCCCAAUUCGGCGAAGACGGCGACCGCGGCAUCCUCGCCACAGUAGGCGGCGGCGCAGCAGGCGGCUACAUCGGCAGGAAGUUCAUGGGCGGCAAGCUCGGCACCGUGGCGGGCGCCUUGGUCGGCUCCCUCGUCGCGAACAAGGUGGAGGACCGCUUCACCGGCGGGAAGAACGACCAAACCCAACAUUACCCGCAGCAACACCAGCACGGUUACCAGCACGGCUACCAGGGCCAGGGUGGUUACGGCCACGCCCCUCAGCAGCAGGGUUAUGCCGGCUCCCCGUACGGCAACCAGCAGGCUGCGCAGAGUAGUGGUGGGUUGGGUGGUAUGGUGCAGAAUUUCCUUGGGAAACGUUAGCCGGGGUGCGUGUGCGUACUUGGGGUGGUAAACCAAGGGAAUAGGGGCAUAGGGCAUAGGGCAUAGGGGAAUUAGGAUCGAUGGUGAGAGGAAGUAGCCGAGCUUUCAUCAAUACGGUUUGCUGAUACGGCUGGUUUGUAAGACAUUUUACGUUGAUUUGUCUAGUAAGAAUGUGUGA
Messenger RNA from Sodiomyces alkalinus F11, 1213 nucleotides. RefSeq lists its product as hypothetical. The record is from RefSeq and is a predicted model, not a curated record. Bases 235 to 1035 code for a protein of 266 amino acids. Lineage: Eukaryota; Fungi; Ascomycota; Sordariomycetes; Glomerellales; Plectosphaerellaceae. Gene Ontology annotation, cellular component: outer membrane. The transcript has a single exon.